AAAAACAACAGUAAUGGAAGGGUUUCUUCGGUUCCUUGUAGCGAAAGCCAUCUUGUUGGCUAUAGCAUCUUCGUUUGUGUCUUGUUACGAUCCAAGUCCUCUUCAAGACUUUUGUGUUGCCGUCAAUGACGCUAAUGGCGUUUUCGUGAAUGGAAAAUUCUGCAAAGACCCAAAAUACGUGAAAGCCGAAGACUUUUUUACUUCCGGGCUAAACAUCGCCGGAAACACCAUGAACCGCGUCGGCUCCAACGUUACAAAUGUCAACGUCGACAAAAUCCCUGGACUCAACACUCUUGGAGUGUCUCUUGUCCGAAUUGACUUUGCCCCGGGAGGUCAAAACCCGCCGCACACACACCCACGAGCCACCGAGAUACUCGUGCUUGUUGAAGGAACGCUCUUAGUCGGGUUUGUGACAUCGAACCAAGACAACAACAGACUGUUCUCAAAGGUUCUUUAUCCCGGAGAUGUAUUUGUGUUUCCCGUUGGAAUGAUACAUUUUCAAGUGAACGUUGGGAGGACGAACGCGGUUGCGUUUGCUGGUCUUGGUAGCCAAAACCCUGGUACGGUCACAAUCGCAGACGCGGUCUUUGGAUCGACGCCUUUGAUUAUGCCGGAGAUCUUAGCUAAAGCGUUUCAGCUGGAUGUAAACGUGGUUAGAUUUCUCGAGGCAAGGUUUUCUUCCAAGUAUGAUCGUCACUAUUAAAAAUACUUCAAAGGAAUGACUGGAAAAAUGUAUUGAUAAACAAUCUGAAGAAAAUAUGUAUUAUAGUGCGCGCGUGAGAACUAAAAUAAAACAAUCAAGCCUGUAAUAAAAAAGAAAGAUGUGUCUUCUAUAGUUUGGUAAUAAAAUACGAAGUGUAAAUGGAUGAAUGAUGAAAUCAAUCUCUUUUUUUUGCUU
Molecule: messenger RNA, 898 nt
Organism: Capsella rubella
Lineage: Eukaryota; Viridiplantae; Streptophyta; Magnoliopsida; Brassicales; Brassicaceae
Product: germin-like protein subfamily 1 member 7
Exons: 2
Coding region: 14-703 (229 amino acids)
Cellular component (GO): cell wall
Molecular function (GO): manganese ion binding
Source: RefSeq, a predicted model, not a curated record